Sardina pilchardus (European sardine) is the source of this 2705-nucleotide messenger RNA. RefSeq names its product transmembrane protein 184C (gene tmem184c). The transcript is spliced from 10 exons. Bases 19 to 1356 code for a protein of 445 amino acids. Gene Ontology annotation, biological process: transport. NCBI's taxonomy places the organism in Eukaryota, Metazoa, Chordata, Actinopteri, Clupeiformes, Clupeidae. Gene Ontology annotation, cellular component: membrane. The record is from RefSeq and is a predicted model, not a curated record. Gene Ontology annotation, molecular function: transporter activity.
GAUAAGCGUUUUUCAAUUAUGCCAUGCACGUGUGGGAAUUGGAGGCGGUGGAUCCGUCCCUUGGUAGUGGUUUUGUAUAUUUUACUCUUGCUUGUGGUACUGCCACUCUGCAUAUGGGAGCUACAGAAAUCAGGGGUCGGCACACACAACAAGGCAUGGUUCAUCGCAGGUAUUUUUGUGUUCAUGACCAUACCUAUAUCACUAUGGGGAAUCUUACAACAUCUGGUCAACUACACCCAGCCGGAGCUGCAGAAGCCAAUCAUCAGGAUACUCUGGAUGGUUCCUAUUUACAGUCUAGAUAGUUGGAUUGCGCUGAAGUACCCUGGUAUUGCUAUAUAUGUGGACACCUGCAGAGAAUGCUAUGAGGCCUAUGUCAUCUACAAUUUCAUGAUCUUCCUGCUGAAUUAUCUUGGCAAUCAGUAUCCCAGUUUGGUCUUGAUGUUAGAGGUGCAGGAACAGCAGAAGCACCUCCCACCUCUCUGUUGCUGCCCACCAUGGCCCAUGGGAGAGGUGCUGCUUCUCAGAUGCAAACUGGGAGUUCUUCAGUACACUGUUGUGAGGCCAGUCACUACAGUCAUUGCACUGAUAUGUCAACUUUGUGGGGUCUAUGAUGAGGGAAACUUCAGUUCAAAGAAUGCAUGGACCUACCUGGUUAUUGUUAAUAACCUUUCCCAACUUUUUGCGAUGUAUUGUCUGGUGCUGUUCUACAGAACACUGCGAGAGGAGUUGAGCCCCAUCAAACCAGUUGGCAAGUUCCUGUGUGUGAAACUCGUGGUGUUUGUGUCCUUCUGGCAAGCAGUGUUCAUCGCUCUCUUGGUCAAAGUAGGGGUGAUCUCAGACUCUCACACAUGGGACUGGGACAGUGUUGAAGCUGUGGCCACUGGAUUACAGGACUUUAUCAUCUGCGUGGAGAUGUUCUUGGCAGCCAUUGCACACCACUUCAGUUUCACAUACAAGCCUUAUAUCCAAGAGGCAGAGGAGGGCUCCUGCUUCGACUCCUUCAUGGCUAUGUGGGACAUCUCUGAUAUCAGAGCUGACAUAUCCGAGCAAGUCCGCAACGUUGGGCGCACGGUUAUGGGUCGGCCCCGCAAGAUGUACUUCGGUGAGGAGCCAGAAGAGGACGAGCACACAGGGCUGCUUUCAGCCGGCGCACAGGACCCCGUUGAAGCCUCGUCCACUCCUGCGUCUCCAAAAGGCCGCUACCAGGGCCUGGGCCGCACCCUGACCCCCCACUCACUGUCCGCACCUGCCAACCUGAGCACAGCAGCCUGGGACGGCGAUGUGGACGACAUCACACCCACCGAGCCCACAGAUUCUGCUGAGUCACUCCAUACAGAUGAUGCUCCAGUGACUUAGCCAAAUGUCAGCUAGAUUGCUACGGUUGCUAACGUAAAACAGCUGACAUUCAUUAGCCUCUGUAGCUUACACACACACACACACUCACACACGCGCACACACACACCCUAUAAGGGUAGCUAGUGUGUGCCAGGUCUGCCUCACUGACACACACAGUUCUAAUGCAAAAGUAAUGGCCUCUGAGAUGAUUCUACAAUGUGCUAAUAAGUGGCCAGGGCGUUCCGAGUGUGUGACUGCUAUGCAUACUAAAGCCAGAGGGUAAAGGCACCCGACAUGAGACCCUGAUUUUCCUUUGACUCUGCUCUCUGACACCUUGACCAACACAACAAACCUUGUGAGCAAAUGUGAAACAAAGCACAUUCUGUCCAGCAGAGUCCUCAAAUGGCAUUUCUAAUGGAUUUAUCUCGGAGACAGCUGUUUGAAUGUUAAUGUGUGGUUGUCCUCAUGAAGCAAACAAUGGUUUCGAUAUUUUAUCUUGAGUUAGCCAAGUUUCCUUUUUUAAAAAAACAUUCAAAUGUAUCAGUUUUGAUGAUUUUAGUUUUUAUCAGUUUUAUCACACUUUUUAUCUGUGUGGCUGGAUGUCCAUGACCGGUUUUUAAAUGUGAUGACUAUCUAAUAAUCUGGACCUGGUAAUAUUGUAUCAAACCACCCAACUUUCUCUUAACUGUAUAAUAUACAUGCCCAGGACUUCAAAGAAUCUAAAUUACACAUUACACUGGUACAUACAUGUGUGUUUCACUAGAUGACCUGGUCUACAAUUCAGAUUUCACACUACACUCUUCAUGAUGAUAAAGGUUAGAUGUAUAUAUUUGGGAGACGUUGUACAUGUAGUGCAGACACAUUAAGCAUAAAUGGAGGCCAGCCAUAUUCCUGUUUCAUGCCAACUCAUACAUGACAAAUGUACACCACAAUAGUGUUUGCAUGCUCAUGACAGACAUUACAGAGAUUACAGGAACACAAGAAAUUCACCUUCUCACUGUAUUCUACAAACCACCACACAAAAGUUCAUUUAUUUCCUGCACCUUUUAUGUGGUGCUAUCAUAAAAUCAUGCAUACUGCCUAGUUCUCUUAAUACAUGAGCAUGUACAACCCAGCUGCUUUUUCCUUCCUUCCUCUUUAAGUUCAACUGACAGCCAAGUGUUCCUCGAUUCCACUGGCUAUUGGUUUUUAUUUUAUUUUUUAUUUUAUUUGUUUUUAGAAAUGAUGGAAAACCAAAACCUGGAGGUUCCAUAUUUGUUAGUUUUCUGCAUUAACAAUAUAUGUUCUGGACCAUCUCAACUGACGUUUUAACCAAAGAUUUAGUGUCUUUGCUUAGUUUGUUGUAAUAAAUGGAGAUGUGCCAGUUUGGA